AUGUACUACGCGGCUUGCUCUGGCAAGCUGGACAUUAUGCGCCUGCUACUGGAGGCCGGCGUUGAUCCAAACACCGCGGCCUCAUACGGAGAGACCGCCCUGUGCAUCGCGGCUUGCUGUGGCCAGCUGGACAUCGUGCGCCUGCUACUGGGGGCCGGUGUAGAUCCAAACGUCGCCGAGACGAAGACCGGGAACACGCCGCUGAUGAUGGCGGCGUAUUCGGGCACGGAGGCAGCGCUGAACAUCAUGCGCCUGCUACUGGAGGCCGCAGCCAAGCCCAACGUCGCCGAUAUGUACAGCGGGGAGACGCCGCUGAUGAUAGCGGUGAAGAAGGGCGAGGAGGCGGCGGUGCGGAUGCUGCUGUCACACGGCGCCAAUGCCAACGCCGCCAACUCGUGCGGACAGACCUCCCUGUACUACGCGGCUCGCUCUGUCCAGCUGGACAUCAUGCGCCUGCUACUGGAGGUCGCAGCCAAGCCCAACGUCGCCAAUACGGACAGCGGGGAGACGCCGCUAAUGAUGGCGGCGUUGCGGGGCUCGGAGGCGGCGAUGAUUACUCACCUCUUGAAACACGGAGCUGACCCAAACCUCGUCGAUUGUAACAAGAGGACGCCGCUCGCUAUAAUAGGCAGCCAGGCGGAGUUGAGAAGAUACAACAUGCGAGCAGCACUUGUGGCGUCAGUGGUACAAGCGGCUACAGCUCUCCUACAGACGUGCGAGUCCGCCGGCGUACUUCUACAGGUUAACACACGUGACAGCAGGGGCAACACCCCGCUGCACAGCUUCUGUACGGCGAUGCUCGCAUGCGAAGACGAUGUUUACGCGCGACAGAGGGAAGGAUGCGUACAGAUAGUGCAUGCGCUGCUGUUCAACCACGGCGCACACGUCGACGUGGUGAACGCACUGGGAGAGACGCCAUACAAACUCUGGCGCCGGAUUUACCCGACGCGUUUCCGCGGCAUCGUGGAGUCGAACGACGAGAUACAUGGCAGAAUGAGCGCGCAGUAUCAUUCGCUGAAGUGCCACUGCGCACGCCUUAUCGUCAGACACAGCAUUGCAUACGAAAACAGGCUGCCUUCGAGUCUCAUAGAAUUUGUCAUCCUCGAGUCCAAGUCCGAGUCAUUGUACUCCGAGGCCAAGACCGAGACCGAGACCAAAGAAAACGGUCUUGAGGCCGGUCUCGAUGCCAAAACCGGCCUCAAAACCUACAACACUGGCACACGCUAG
Molecule: messenger RNA, 1227 nt
Organism: Priapulus caudatus
Lineage: Eukaryota; Metazoa; Priapulida; Priapulimorpha; Priapulimorphida; Priapulidae
Product: putative ankyrin repeat protein RF_0381
Exons: 4
Coding region: 1-1227 (408 amino acids)
Molecular function (GO): protein binding
Source: RefSeq, a predicted model, not a curated record